Molecule: messenger RNA, 836 nt
Organism: Scheffersomyces amazonensis
Lineage: Eukaryota; Fungi; Ascomycota; Pichiomycetes; Serinales; Debaryomycetaceae
Exons: 1
Coding region: 145-393 (82 amino acids)
Source: RefSeq, a predicted model, not a curated record
GUCGUUUGCGACAUUUUCAUGGUUUUGGAGGAUACCUGUCACAAGACCUAUUUGCCUAUAUGUUGCAAAUAUGUAACAGAUCAUAACAUAUCAACAUUUCAGCCACCCUUAUCCUUAUCUCUUAUCUUUACUCUAUACUACUAAAUGUGCUACGGCAUUACUAAGCUUAUCUCUGAGUUGCCUACAACAUUAUUAGUUCCUAAAUUACUAUAUAUUUACACAUCUCCUCUACUUUUAUGCUUGCAUCUCCUAUUGUUUUCUCGGAUGCUAGUUUUAUCUCAAUAUACAAGUAUAUUCUACUACAUAAACUAUACUUUACCUCUUAUAAUACAAAUAAGACAGAAAAUACUUAUAACAAAGGAAGCUGACUCAGCACUGAUUAUAACUCUAUAAGUACCAGCAGUAUAACAAGAGGAUAGUAUAAUCCAAAAUAAUAAUUGAAUAAAGUUGAACAAAAAGUUAUAGAAAAUGAGAGUUUGGUCUUUACUUCUUAACGCAGCACAGAUAUUGGAAGCAGUUGAUAACGGACCCAGUGACUGCUUUUUAGAUACCACCAAGUUCAGACCAAUAAAUGACACACAUAUAUCGCUCUCACUCCUCCAUAUUAGCGCUGUCAACAAUACAGUAAUGGCCAACUAUACAUAUGAGGUAACAAGACAAGCUUAUGAUGAUUUCAACAAUCAGUGGCGCAUUAAUUUCUAUUCCGCGAGAGGAAUUAAUUUGACUGCGCUAGAACCUGAAGAAAUCGACAGUUUCAACAAUCAGUUGCGCAUUAAUUUCUAUUCCGCGAGAGGAGUUAAUUUGACUGCGUUAGAACCUCAAGAAAUCGACAGUUU